Phoenix dactylifera (date palm) is the source of this 1602-nucleotide messenger RNA. RefSeq lists its product as uncharacterized. Gene Ontology annotation, molecular function: metal ion binding. The record is from RefSeq and is a predicted model, not a curated record. Lineage: Eukaryota; Viridiplantae; Streptophyta; Magnoliopsida; Arecales; Arecaceae.
AUUCAUGAAGGAGUAGUCCUCUUUGUAGCCAACCCUUUUCACCACCAUCGCCACCACCCUUUCUUUCAAGGAGUAGUGGUGGCUUAGUCUCUCUCUCUCUCUCUCUCUCUCUCUCUCUCUCUCUCUCUCUGGCCAGAGUUAUAUUUUCUAGUUUUCUCAGAAGACACAUCAACAGUAGUGGAAAUGACUAAAGAUGAUAACUUUAAGCUCCUCAAGAUACAGACGUUCAUCCUCAAAGUGAACAUACACUGCGAUGGAUGUAAGCAGGAGGUGAAGAAGAUUCUUCAAAGGAUCGAAGGAGUCUAUACUGUGAGCAUAGAUGCAGAGCAUCAGAAGGUGACGGUCUCAGGAAAUGUGGACUCCAAGACCCUGCUCAAGAAGCUGGCCAGAUCAGGCAAGCAUGCAGAGCUCUGGACUCAGAAGCCCAACAACCAGAGCCACAAGCCCAACCAGCAGCACCAAGCAGCUGCCCAUUCCCUUAAAGAUGGCACCAAGAACAACAGAGGCAACCCCAACCAGGCCUUCUUUCAAGGCCUCAAAGCCUUCAAGAACCAGCACGACAAGCUUGAUUCCUUCAGCUCCGACGACGACGACUGCGAAGACGACGACGCCGACGCCGACGACGACGACGACGAGGAUGACGUUGACGAGCUUCGGAUCCUUGGUGAGAAGAUGAAUCAGCUCAAUCUACUGAGGCAGGCAAAUAAUGCGGCAACAGCAGCAGCAGCAGCUAAUGCCAAGAAAAAUGGCAUUGCUGGUGGGAAUGGCAACAAUGGAGCAGGAAAGAAAGGUGGUGGAAACCCCAACCAGAAUGCAGGGCGCAAGGGCCCAAAUGGGCCACCAGACCAGAAGGUCUUAAACGCCGCACUCCCCAACAACAAGAUGGGCAAUGCUGCCCACUUGGGUGGCGGCAGUCUUAAUGCAGGGGAAGGCAGGAGGGUGAGCGACAUCAAUGGCCUGAUGGGCGCCAUGGGAGGGCUCCAAGGUCUUGGUGGGAACAAUGGCUUGGGGUUCCACCAAGCCCAGCAGCAGCAGCAGCAGCUAGGGACCACCUUCCCCACAGGCUUCCCAGCGAAUGGUGGUGGUGUUGGGGGGCUUGGUGGGGCUCAUCAGACACCCAUGAUGGGGAACCUGCAAACCUAUCAGAAUCAUCCAUCCGCCAUGGUGAUGAACCCCAGAGGAGGACUCAACAACAGCAGCAUGCUGAUGAACGAAAGCAGGUACAUGCAACCCCAGAUGAUGCACAACAGGGCUCCUCAAAUCCCUCCAUACACUGGCUAUUACUAUCCCUACCAUCCAAGUCCCUAUCUCUACCACCAGCCAGAGACUGGAGACUACGGUGCCCAUCUUUUCAGUGAUGAGAACACCAGUAGUUGUGCUGUCAUGUAAAAGGUUAUAGAUGCACUAGGAUCUGAAGGGUGCGAAGUAUGUGAUAAAAAAGUACUAGGUACUGUUGGUGUUUUUUUUUUUUGGCUUUUUUCCUGUUGUUUAAGGCUUGCUAUAAAUGGUUCGUAUGGUGCUCUAUUUGACGCCGAUGGCAACCUGUGGUAUUUAUUUGAAGCAGGUAUUAAAAGUUUAUAAUCCUAUAUAUCUUUCCUAUGA